Molecule: messenger RNA, 582 nt
Organism: Phyllotreta striolata
Lineage: Eukaryota; Metazoa; Arthropoda; Insecta; Coleoptera; Chrysomelidae
Source: the annotation of a GenBank genome assembly
AUUAUCUCCGCAAUCCCGCUUUUUGAUAAGUGACUAAAAACAAACAGCGAUAAAGCGUUUAUAAUGUGGCUUGAGAUUUUCGAUACAUCCGAGUCGAACUAGCGAGUGUAAUAAUGGUGAUUGAAGUGUAUAUUAGCCUAAUUUGCGGCAAUACAGAGAUAAAAUCUCGCCAGCAAAGGAUACUGUCAAUAUUAGACUCCAAGAGUAUUAAAUACAAGAUAGUGGAUAUAUCUGGAGAAAAUAAUGAGGAAUCAAAGAGAUUUAUGCACGAAAAUGCCACGGAAAAGGGAGGGACAAUGAGCGAUCCCGAUCCGAAAUUUCCUCUACCUCCCCAAUUCUUUAAUGAUGGGUCUUAUUGUGGGGAUUACAAUUCGUUUGACGAGGCGAACGAACUGGGAGAACUGAAGAAGUUCCUAAGAAUAGAAGAUAAAGCCUUUGUAGAAAUGGAAACAGGGAUGGCGAACAAAGAAAUAGAAGUAGAAUAAGCGAUUUAUCAAGAAUUUUUGUACCUGUUUGUAAAAUGAAAUUAAAAAUUAUAGAAAAUUUAUAGUUUGAUUUCAUUCAUACGGGAAAGUAAAAGAC